AUGGCUUCUCAACUCGACCCCGUUGCCGAUGUGAGACGACUAAGAUACGCAAAGGUGUACAGUGACGACCGCGAAGCCAGCACGAACGCAUACUGGGACCUCGAAAAUCAGAUCAUGUAUCCAGUGACAGCACGCUUUAUGACGACACGAGAAGAUUAUCCAGAUAAUCGAAGCAAUCUCAGAUUCGACAGAACCGUCUCACGAGUAUUACAAGGGAACCAUGUGAUCAGAGUGGUCGCAGGAGAAGAUAAGAGACUGGGGGCUGCAAAGGCAGAAAUCAAGAAGGCCGAAGACGACGUGGAGAGGAAGGCGAGGCUGGUGAUGGAGAGUGGGGGCUUAAGCCAGCUGUACUGUCACACGACGGUGGGGACAGCGUUCCGUGUUUGGACGCUUGAAUAUCCAAACUACCAACUUCAACCACUUUUCGGUAACUACAUCCGAGCGGACAAAAACUCCUACAUCGAUAUCCGUACCUCGUUUGGCCAGUACGAAUGGCAUCGACUUGGAAGUCUCGUGAAGAAUGAGGAUGUUCUUCCGCUUGGAGCAUUCGAAGUCCAAGGUUAUCUAGUCGCACCACCAGACUGGAUGAACAGACUUGACAUAAUGCAGAUGCGGCUAGAGGCAGAAGAGAAGCAACGGCUGGAAGCAGAACUCAACCUCCAGGAAGCGACUGCGCAAUAUCUGUACGAACAGGAGCAACCCCAGGGACCACCUGCCCCGAGCCAAUAUAUCCCAGCAGACUUCUACUCCCAAACCAAUCAGCUUUCAGAGUCCUCAACCCAGUACAACAUGCACAGCGUUGGUCCCUCCUCUGCGGAUCAAUCGUAUCCAUCCGAAAAUUUCCAGAGUUCGCAAAGCCAUGCAAUGGAGAUCGACGACUUAGUCGCGCUUGGGCCGGAUGAGCCGGAUGUUGAGCCUGGUCCCUCGCAAGAGGGGCAAAGGAGGAGAAGGCCUAAAACCAAGGAGGUGACGCUAGAACGAAGGGAAAACAACUCUGGCUACAAGUUUACGUGGAAGAAGGAGAAAGUCAAAACUGAGAAGAGCGAAUGGACACGAGAUGGAAACGUUUUGACUUUACGUGAACAGUUGCAUGGCUACACUGUUUGGGGCUACAAGCCUUAA
This is a messenger RNA of Colletotrichum higginsianum IMI 349063, 1122 nucleotides long. RefSeq lists its product as uncharacterized. The record is from RefSeq and is a predicted model, not a curated record. Bases 1 to 1122 code for a protein of 373 amino acids. Lineage: Eukaryota; Fungi; Ascomycota; Sordariomycetes; Glomerellales; Glomerellaceae. The transcript has a single exon.